Messenger RNA from Leptosia nina, 432 nucleotides. NCBI's taxonomy places the organism in Eukaryota, Metazoa, Arthropoda, Insecta, Lepidoptera, Pieridae. The record is from the annotation of a GenBank genome assembly.
AUGAUUGAGAUAUCUGAUACCCAGAAAAUUGGUGUGGGCCUUGCUGGUUUUGGAAUGACAUUUCUUUUCCUCGGAGUAUUAUUAUUAUUUGAUAAAGGAUUGUUAGCUAUUGGAAAUAUUCUUUUUAUAAGUGGACUAGCAUGUGUGAUUGGAUUGCAAAGGACAUUUUUCUUCUUCUUCCAAAGGCAUAAAAUCAAAGCAUCUGUCGCAUUCUUCGGUGGUAUUACUAUUGUGUUACUGGGAUGGCCUAUGUUUGGCAUGAUAGCUGAGAUAUAUGGAUUUUUAUUAUUAUUUAGAGGGUUCCUACCAGCUGCUGUGAAUUUCCUGAGAAUGGUGCCAAUUGUCGGGUCCCUGCUUAACUUACCAAUUAUAAGAGGGAUUGUGGACAGAAUAGCAGGAGACAAUGGGAGAAAUAUGGAAGGAGGACUGUAA